Messenger RNA from Aricia agestis (brown argus), 999 nucleotides. RefSeq names its product ras-related protein Rab-9A (gene Rab9). Lineage: Eukaryota; Metazoa; Arthropoda; Insecta; Lepidoptera; Lycaenidae. Gene Ontology annotation, molecular function: GTP binding; GTPase activity. The transcript is spliced from 4 exons. The coding region runs from base 212 to 895 and encodes 227 amino acids. Gene Ontology annotation, biological process: retrograde transport, endosome to Golgi. The record is from RefSeq and is a predicted model, not a curated record. Gene Ontology annotation, cellular component: lysosome; late endosome; phagocytic vesicle.
CAGGAUGUUAUUAAAAUAAUUAUCUCGAAUAUCGUGCUUCAAAUACUCGAUCUUCAACAGUUAGUCAUAACCAAAGAUCUCGCUGAUGCGAAGAUUGCGUGUUUUAUAAACGCUUCAUUAAUUAAACAGUGGUAUUUUACUGAAUCUUCAAGGUUGUUCCAAUAAGACGUGACAAAGUGUAUUAGAAUAUUAUGUGUACAACAAAGACGUGAUGGCUGACGAAAAUGAUCAAGGUUUCGGGAGGACUGCGAACAAGAAUGUUCUGUUAAAAAUUGUUAUAUUGGGCGAUGGUGGUGUUGGAAAAUCAUGUUUGAUGAGCAGGUUCAUCUCUAACCACUUCGACGACCACAACUUCCACACGAUAGGCGUGGAAUUUAUGAAUAAAGUGGUAGAAGUUAAUGGUAAAUCAUAUACUUUACAGAUAUGGGACACUGCUGGUCAGGAAAGGUUCAAAUCCCUAAGGACCCCAUUUUAUCGAGGCACAGACAUUUGUAUAUUGGCCUAUGCAAUAGAUGACAGAAGUUCCUUCAAUAAUAUAAAAACUUGGAUGAAUGAGUUUCUGCAUUAUGCUGGAGUUAAGAAUGGAAUAGAGAAGUUUCCAUUUAUUGUGGUCGGUAAUAAGUCAGAUGUACCAUCAAAGGACCGGGAAGUGAGUCACGACCAGCUGAAACAGUGGUGCGAGGAGAACAAGAUCUCCACAUACCUGGAGACUUCCGCCAAAACUGACAACAAUGUGGUCGAGGCAUUCUCGCUGGCUGUGCAAAGAUGGGCUGACCUUGAGCAGAAGGCCGAGAGGGAACUCCGCAUGUUCCACAAUCCGGACACGGUGACGCUGCACGGCUCCCCCGCAGUCAGCCUCCGGUCUGCCUGCUGCUCCAGGUUUUUUGACUCCUAGAUCAGGGUAUAACCAAUACCUUUGGGCAGGGCAACGGGUACCACAGUGCACAGGACAUAAACAUUUGUGUUAUGAACAUAAAUUCUGACUAUGGCCUUUAAAUU